Thunnus maccoyii (southern bluefin tuna) is the source of this 5841-nucleotide messenger RNA. It is a transcript of the gene znf740a, whose product is annotated as zinc finger protein 740a. The record is from RefSeq and is a predicted model, not a curated record. The transcript has 21 exons. The coding region runs from base 541 to 2505 and encodes 654 amino acids. Lineage: Eukaryota; Metazoa; Chordata; Actinopteri; Scombriformes; Scombridae. Gene Ontology annotation, biological process: regulation of transcription by RNA polymerase II. Gene Ontology annotation, molecular function: RNA polymerase II cis-regulatory region sequence-specific DNA binding; DNA-binding transcription factor activity, RNA polymerase II-specific. Gene Ontology annotation, cellular component: nucleus.
ACAGGGCAAAGGGGGUGGGGGAGCGGUUUGAGCCACUGUAUAAACCACUGUAUGUCUGCUUUCUGUCAUUUUCAGUGUUCACUCCUUCCUUCUUCAUCUGCGUCUCUUCAGUCGUCGCCUGAAUCUGCUGCAAACUGAGAAGAGGCCACCUCCAUCAUAACAACACACAUAUCGAUAUAACGCAGAGUACGCCUCAGAUGUCCACCAUGAAAUAAAAAAAAUGGAUAAAAAGUAGGUUUAGUGUGCUCUUUCAGGUAGAACUGUGUGUGCACCGUGAGCUAGUUGAAGAAGAUGAGCCUUUUUUCUUCGCUGGAGGAGGCUGUGCUGCUGUGUGGGGGAGUGGGUUACAUCCUGUGGCGUUUCCUGUGUUUGUAAACUAGACGGUCUCGAAAACGUCGGGCGAGUGAAGCUGAAAGUUUUAAUGCUAGAUGAGUGAGGUGGGUGUGGCUUCCCACCAGCCCGACCAUCCUGACUGACGGAUCUCUGGAUGACCUUGUCCCCACCCCUGUCCCUGCGCUCACAUACACCGUUACCACAGCAAUGUCACAUCUGCCCAGCAGCUCAGUCCGCGACCAUAUGAAAUGGGCGGGUCUGCUUGGCUGCGAGGCUGUCCUCUCCAGUAUGGCCCUGAUGCAGGCCAGCUCCAUGGCCGCUCCACCCAAAAAAAUGAUGGCUCCACUUGGCCAUGGACCACAGCAGAGAGAGGGACCUGACCGUGCUCCCCAGAGCCAUAUGAUCCUCCCGUCUGGAAUGAGCUGUCCACCUCUGCUUAUCCGGAAGGAAGGUGAAUUCCAAGCUCCCCGCCUGCUGGACGAGAAGGAGAUGAGGGCCAACGAGGACAUGCAGCAGAAAAAAAAGAACAGGAAAUCAGUAACGCCCUGUAAAGUGAGAGAUCAAGAGGGAAGGGGAGGGAAGGGCACAGGUGGAGAUGAAAAUGGUCCAUCAUCCAAAGUGCAGAAAAAUUUUAUUUGUGAUCACUGUUACGGCGCAUUUAGGAGUGGAUACCACCUGAAGAGACAUAUCCUCAUUCAUACAGGGGAGAAGCCGUAUGCUUGUGCCGUAUGUGACAUGAGGUUUAUUCAGCGUUACCACCUGGAGAGACACAGCCUCAUUCACACGGGGGUGAAGCCGUACGCUUGUUCCAUGUGUGACAUGAGGUUUUUCCAGCGUUACCACCUGGAGAGACACAGACUCACUCAUACGGGGGUGAAGCCGUACGCUUGCUCCAUGUGUGACAUGAGGUUCUUCCAACGUUACCAUCUGGCAAGACACAGCCUCACUCAUACUGGGGUGAAGCCAUACGCUUGCUCCAUGUGUGACAUGAGAUUUUUCCAACGCUACCACUUGGCAAGACACAGCCUCACUCACACGGGGGUGAAGCCAUAUGCUUGCUCCAUGUGUGACAUGAGAUUUUUCCAGAGAUACCACCUGGCAAGACACACUCUCACCCAUACGGGGGUGAAGCCAUACGCUUGCUCCAUGUGUGACAUGAGGUUCUUCCAGCGUUACCAUUUGGCAAGACACAGCCUCACUCAUACUGGGGUGAAGCCGUAUGCUUGUACCAUGUGUGACAUGAGGUUUAUACAACGUUACCAACUGGAGAGACACAGUCUUACUCAUACGGGGGUGAAGCCGUACGCUUGCACCAUGUGUGACAAGAGGUUUUUUCAGCGCUACCACCUGGCGAGACACAGCCUCACUCAUAUGGGUGUGAAACCUUUUGCUUGCACCAUGUGUGACAUGAAGUUUUUUCAGCGUUACCACCUGGCGAGACACAGCCUCACUCAUACGGGUGUGAAACCUUAUGCUUGCACCAUGUGUGACAAGAGGUUUUUUCAGCGCUACCACCUGGCAAGACACAGCCUCACUCAUAUGGGUGUGAAACCUUUUGCUUGUACCAUGUGUGACAUGAGGUUUGUUCAGCGUUACCACCUGGCGAGACACAGCCUCACUCAUACGGGUGUGAAACCUUAUGCUUGCACCAUGUGUGACAAGAGGUUUUUUCAGCGCUACCACCUGGCAAGACACAGCCUCACUCAUAUGGGUGUGAAACCUUUUGCUUGCACCAUGUGUGACAUGAGGUUUGUUCAGCGCUACCACCUGGCGAGACACAGCCUCACUCAUACGGGGGUGAAGCCGUAUGCUUGUUCCAUGUGUGACAUGAGGUUUAUUCAGCGUAACCACCUGGAGAGACACAGCCUCACUCAUACGGGAGAGAAGCCAUUUGCUUGUGACAUGUGUGAUAUGAGGUUUAUCCAGCGCUACCACCUUGAGAGACACAAGCGUGUCCAUAGUGGGGAGAAGCCAUACCAGUGUGAACGGUGCCAGCAGAACUUUUCACGGACAGACCGGCUCUUGCGGCAUCGGCGGUUGUGCCAGGGUCGCAGCGUAGCGAAAGUAGAGAACCAGCCAUGCUGCGAACCGCGCCCAUAUCCCCAAGAACCCCCGCCCGCACCCCCAACCUGGAGUCCCAUGCAUCCCCCUCCAGGUCGGCUGGCGGUCUGACAUUCCACCUUACCUACAUCCACAACACCGCCAGAGACGGGACAAGCCACAGGGUUUCUUCUUCUCAGCUCUGUGCUGAGUGGCACCACACUCUAACACAGACUGAUCUUGCAGCUCCAGUCUUGGGAUUACUAAUGACAGAGGGACAUUUGUGUUUUCGUUUUGUUGACUUCUUACUGUGUUCCCCCCCCCACCUUUUUUUUUUAAAGACGAGACUUUUCUGUGAUGAACAGUGGUCCAGUGGUUUUGUACUUAAUCUGUUUGAUUUUUUUGCAAAAAAAAAAAAGUUUUUAUUGUUGUUCAAAUAUAUCUGCAUUUGGUGGUACUCGGGAAGGGCAGUGGGUAUUGUUUAUCCUGACAUCUUGGCAACAAAAUGGGAUGCAGUGGUGAGGAAAAGCAUUUGAGCCUCUUAUUUGGCCCAUUUUGUCUCAGAAGCAUUGCCACUUAGGUCAAAAUAAAUAAAACUGAACUUUCCUUUCAGGUAAAGCAAGGAAACCACUCUUGAUAUCUCAUUUGGACCAGAUCUUGUUUGCCAUUGCAGCUAAAAUAAUGUUUACCAUGGAGGCACCAACCUGACAUUAGGCCUGUGGUGGACUUUCCCAUGAUAAUGACUUGUAGUCAGUAAUCCAGACAUUUCACUCUUUAUUGGUAAGCUGCGUCUGGUCUAAAUAUAAUUUGAACAAGAGGAGUUUUCUGACUUUAACAGCACAGGAGGUUCAGUUUUAAUGCUUACUCUGUGUAAAUAAUUCAAAAUGUUUAUUAUUGUUUUACUAUGGGGCUUUGAGAGGUAAUUUUUUUAAUCCACAAAAUGGGCCAAAAAGAAAGCAAAAAUUAGAAUCGGGUUCAAUUUGUUGCCACUGUUUAAGUGGAAUCCUGAGUAACUGAGUGUGUUUAUUAAAAAAAAAAAAAAAAAAAGUAAUAUCAAACAGUGCUACAUAAUUGUAAACCAGGACUUCCAAUAAGUGGAUGAUCAGAGAGAAGCCUGCAGCUGACUAGUUCUGUGUCAGACACGAAGGGGUCGGGUCACAGGAGUAUCACCUGUGUAUCUCGUGUUCUGUGUCGUAUGUGUGACAUGCUGAUGAUCACUCAGGAAAUGGCACAGGAUGACAGCCUGAGCAAGUCCUCCGCUAGAGUCCCUGCUAUUGUAAGUGCAGCUGUAUAUAUACAGUGUGUUAUACGGUGAUCUCCAGUACUACAGCAGACAACUCUCUCUCUCUCUCUCUUUCCAGCUCUGUCCAUAGAUCUUGGUCUAAAAUAGUGCAGGUUGGCCACUUGAAGUCCCAUUAUGUUUGUACAGAUUUCUCACAUGGUGAGAUCAGUGGGGGUAUACAAAAUCUUGUGGCCUUAGUGUGUUUAUUUCUUUCUUUCUUUUUUUUUUUGCCUUUUUUCUCAACUGUUAUUAUUAUUGUGGAUCAGAUGUAUUUACUAAGACGAGACAGCUUUUCAUCAUCAUGGUAUUUCUUUCCCUCAAAGCUGUCAUGGUUACAGAAUGUUGACUGUUUCAGACUAAUGUUUUCUCCUGUCAAAAGAGGUGGUAUUUUGAUGAUGAUGAUGAUGAAUAUUUUGGGUCAUUGUUACUGAUAACGGUGUAACACAAUAUAUAAUCCUUAAGGAGCCCCUGGGAGUUUGACGGUCCUCGUAAGAAGUCGGUAGUGCUGAAUUGUUUCCCACUGCAGUGCUUUGGCCGGUCGCAGGCCACAGCAGACUCAACACUCGCUUGACUCUGCAACACACUAACAAUUGCCUUUUUUAUCCAAAUAUUAUGUGGUUGGUGUGUAUAAUGGAUGUCUGUCAUGUCAUUGGGUUUAGCCUUAAGUAAGUGCGGAUACACAAAUAAUCAUUGUAGUACUAAACAAUAUUGUAACGAACAAUUUCUUUUACCUAUGAUGAACUCUGAUCGUACUGUGGGAAAAGUCUUUUGACUGUCAGGCAGCAGAGAGCCGGUUAAUCGUGGCCUCCUUGCUGCCCGUGGAAUAAUUUCUCAAACUUGAUCCUUUCUGUGACUGGUGAGCGAGCAAUUUGCCUAUCCAUAAUGUUUAACUGAGAAAUGUCAGUGAUGUUGGGAGGUUUAGUCUGCAAGGCCAAACACAUGUACAUAUUAAGACAACCAUUUGAUGCCACAGCUAUGUAGGUGCAUAUGACUGACACCAUCAGUGGUGGUUUUGGGGGACAACAGUCUCAUUUGGAUCAGAAAGAUGGGUUUUUGUUGUUUUUUUUUAUUUUUUUUUAUUUAAAGGUUCACAUCAGCCUUAGACUGAAUGUGGAAAUGUGUGAAAUCCCAGAGUGUCUCUCAUUUGUAGGAUGUUCAUGUUCAGAUUGCUGAGUUAAGUGAUAUUUUACCAGUAUUAAUGGGAAGCUUCCUUUAAAUGAUCCCUUGGUAUUCAGACAGUUAAAGUGCGCACAGAGAUGGGAUUCAGUUUUAAGUGACUUGGUAGAACAUAAGAAAACUCAGUGGCAGCAAAGGGACAAGUUUGAGAAAUGUAUGAAUUUGCUCUGGAAACACUAUUCCAAAAUCUGCGGAAGGGAAACUGCUGGCACGAGCACAUAACUAAAAAUGGCUAAAGGGCAAUACAGUAUAUAGUGGACGUCACUUGUUAAUACCUUUUUGUCAUUUAUUGUUUUUAGUAUUAUCGAUCUCAUUGUUAAAAUGCAAUAGAAUCCUUGAGCCUCAGAUCAUUUGUUUAUAAGAUUGAGGUUUAAUUUUUAAUUUUUUUUUCUUUUUUUCAGACAGAUCAAAUGAUUUAUUUGUCUGAGAAUUUCUCAUCGCAUUUUUGAUGAUUGUUUCAAGGACCUUUUUUUAUUCUGAUAAAAUUGUAAACACUGGAGUGAAAGGAAGAAAAAAAGAUGGAUUUUUUUUUUUUCCUUCAGACUGUACUAGACAAAGCCUAUUUCUCCUCAAACUGACAGAGAAGGCGGACAGAACAAUUUGGAUCAGUACAGUUGAGAGCCCAGUAUGUUCGGUAAUUUUGACAUUAGAGGCAGUAGUACCACAAGAAAAUGUUUUCUUUCUUAUACAAAGUCCCUGGUAUUUGUAGUAAAUUAUAUUGAUAAUGGUAUUAGAUGAACAACAGCAUAACAGUAGCUAUCACAGAUUAGUUGUUUUCUUUAUUAGUCUUGCAUGCAGAGUUAUGGUCCUCAGUUAAAAUAGGAUCUUGAUAUUGAUUAUUUUGUGUAGGAAAAUGAGUGCAUAAGAAUAACUUCCUAAAAAAUGUUACAAUGAUUAUUGUAAAAUGGGCUAACUAAUAUGUACCCUUGUGAUCCAAUUAGUUUCAACUGUAUGAAAAUCAGAGGAGAGGCUUCUUACUAUUAUGCUGAAAUAAAAGAAUUUGUAAAGGA